Molecule: messenger RNA, 303 nt
Organism: Ilex paraguariensis (yerba mate)
Lineage: Eukaryota; Viridiplantae; Streptophyta; Magnoliopsida; Aquifoliales; Aquifoliaceae
Source: the annotation of a GenBank genome assembly
AUGUGUCAGACAGAGUUGGGUGGAGAUUUGGAGGCAAGAUCUUCAGAAACUAUCCUUCAGGUUUUGAAGGAAACAAGCAGAAAUGGAAAGGAGCCCCAUGCAGCCUUUGGCCUUUCUAUUUAUGCUCCAAUGUCUCUUAUUGUCCACAAUGGCACACCAGUUUUGAAGGAAACAAGCAGAAAUGGAAAGGAGCCCCAUGCAGCCUUUGGCCUUUCUAUUUAUGCUCCAAUGUCUCUUAUUGUCCACAAUGGCACACCAGUCGACUUGCACCAGCUAUCGACAGCAGUAACAACAACCAUCUGA